Molecule: messenger RNA, 756 nt
Organism: Aegilops tauschii subsp. strangulata
Lineage: Eukaryota; Viridiplantae; Streptophyta; Magnoliopsida; Poales; Poaceae
Product: transcription elongation factor 1 homolog
Biological process (GO): transcription elongation by RNA polymerase II
Cellular component (GO): transcription elongation factor complex
Molecular function (GO): RNA polymerase II complex binding
Source: RefSeq, a predicted model, not a curated record
AUGCAAAAUGUUCUGAAUUCUCAUGUGAUCGUGUCCCGGGCGGCGACACUUCUGAAGAAGUGGACAGGAAGGCGACUUCCAGACGUCCUGGCUCUGGUAUCUGUCUACUCUGCAGCGACAUUGGCGUAUCGCAGCUUGGCAGAAGAAGAUGGUGCAGAGAAGGAGACGGCGAAGCGCAAGUCAAUGAGCUCCAAGAUGGCGUCGCGGAAGAAGCCGGCGCCGAAGCUGGACACAGCCUUCUGCUGCCCCUUUUGCAACCACCCCGGCGGCGUGGCCUGCACCAUAGACCUCAAGCUCUACGUCGCCAGCGCCGUGUGCUACGUCUGCGAGGAGGCCUACCACACCACGGCGCACCACCUCACCGAGCCCGUCGACGUCUACCACGACUGGAUCGACGCCUGCGAGAUGGCCAACCAAGACGUCGACGCCCAAGCUGGGGACUGCUACAAACCACAGCGACGACGAGGACGACGAGGACAGCGAUGCCUGAUCGAUCGAUCGUGUCCGGUCGAGCUGGUUUCAGGUUUCUAGCUAGACGAUGCAUGCUAUGCUAUGCUUUUGAUGUUGGAUUCGUCUUUGUCCGUGGAGUUCAGCUGUGGCAGUUUAGCUGACAUUAGAUGGAUGGAUGUAGACCUGUUGCUACGCAAGGUGCAAGUGCAACUGAUGAGCUCUCAACUUGUGGUCUUGUCCGAUGAUCUAGGUGGCUUUCAUGUACCGAUCCAAACGACCUCAACCCAAUGCUGCGUAGUUUUGAUA